Molecule: messenger RNA, 1185 nt
Organism: Mangifera indica (mango)
Lineage: Eukaryota; Viridiplantae; Streptophyta; Magnoliopsida; Sapindales; Anacardiaceae
Product: syntaxin-51-like
Exons: 6
Coding region: 180-881 (233 amino acids)
Biological process (GO): vesicle fusion; intracellular protein transport
Cellular component (GO): SNARE complex; endomembrane system
Molecular function (GO): SNARE binding; SNAP receptor activity
Source: RefSeq, a predicted model, not a curated record
AUAAAAUUCCCGUAACGUAAACGACGACUGGGGCCGGACAAGGACUGCCCUCUUUAAGCAUUUGGCCGGUCGCUUAGCUCAUUAAUACGACAUCGUUUUCACUCCCACCGAAAAAUUUCUCCGCCAAUCUCUCUCCCAUUCACGAAUCAAAAUACGCAGCUCGCGCGAAAAUCAGUUCAAUGGCUUCUUCAUUGGACUCAUGGGUAAGGGAAUACAAUGAAGCGGUAAAACUUGCAGAUGAUAUCAGUGGCAUGAUAUCAGAACGGAGUUCGUUACCGGCAUCAGGGCCUGAAACUCAGCGUCAUGCAUCUGCUAUAAGGAGGAAGAUUACAAUAUUGGGGACUAGGCUUGAUAGCUUACAAUCCCUUUUGUCUAAGCUUCCUGGAAAGCAGCCCAUAUCUGAGAAAGAGAUGAAUCGUCGCAAGGACAUGCUUGCUAAUUUGAGAUCAAAAUUGACCCAGAUGGCUUCUACUCUGAACAUGUCAAAUUUUGCCAAUAGGGACAGCUUGUUUGGGCCAGAAAUUAAGCAAGCUGAUCCCAUGAGCAGAACAACUGGCUUGGACAACCAUGGCCUAGUUGGUCUUCAACGACAAAUCAUGAAAGAGCAAGACGAGGGGCUUGAGAAACUGGAGGAGACGGUAAUUAGUACAAAACAUAUUGCAUUGGCAGUCAAUGAAGAACUUGAUCUGCACACAAGACUUAUUGAUGACUUAGACCAACAUGUGGAUGUUACAGACUCUCGCUUACGGCGAGUGCAGAAGAACCUUGCAAUUUUGAAUAAAAAGACGAAGGGUGGUUGCUCUUGUUUGUGCAUGCUUUUGGCUGUAGUCGGGAUCGUUGUUCUGGUUGUUGUCAUCUAUCUCUUGAUCAAAUACUUGUAAUACUGAAAAAUAACGAACACAAAGCAUCUUUGCUUCUGCUCUGUGUGGCCUGGUUUGCUGGCGUUUAUUCUAUUGUAUGUUUGAACCCUUUUUUGAUUGAUUUCAAUGCUUUCUUUUGUACUUUGUGAGCCAAUUGGAAAUGUCUAGGCAUUCAACAACUCUGUAAAUUACAACUUAUUCAUUCCCACUGCUGUGUAUGGCCUGGUUUGCUCGCUUUUAUCCUAUUCGCUGUCUGUUGUAAUAGUGAUCCGACGGUUCACUUCACUUGAAUAUUUAAUCGGAUUACAGGUGACCCUAAAACUAA